This is a messenger RNA of Daphnia pulicaria, 3691 nucleotides long. Its product is annotated as zinc finger and BTB domain-containing protein 14-like. Gene Ontology annotation, molecular function: protein binding. Bases 622 to 2400 code for a protein of 592 amino acids. The transcript is spliced from 4 exons. Gene Ontology annotation, cellular component: nucleus. Gene Ontology annotation, biological process: regulation of transcription by RNA polymerase II. NCBI's taxonomy places the organism in Eukaryota, Metazoa, Arthropoda, Branchiopoda, Diplostraca, Daphniidae. The record is from RefSeq and is a predicted model, not a curated record.
GUUGAGUCUCUCACAGUCUGUGGGCAGCAGGGACAUCCCUCGGUUGUCUGCAACCCCCUUCUACACACACACCCCCAUCUAUAUUCGAAAACAUUUUCAAUCUUUUACACAAAUGUUAACUUGAAAAUUGAUUUUUCAGUUAGUUGGCGAAUUCUAUUUGUCUAGUGUCUAGUGUGUGUAAGCGUGUGGAUUUGUUACCGGCGUGAAACAACAACAUUUUUUCGAAAAAAUAUUUUUCAUCCACCCCUCCAUUCUGAGUUUAACGCCGCUAGAGUGUGUGUGUGUGUGUUGGCGUUUUUGUCUAUCUCUGGGAUUAUAUAUUUUCUACUACACGUUGAAACUUGCAGUUUAUUCUCACAGAUGGAGUAGCCAUCAACGUCAACAAUACGAAAAGACACGCAUUUGAAAAAUAGAAACGACGUUUUCCAUUGAAAUCAUUCAAUUCGAGGAUUUAAUUCCAUUUUUUGAACUGUGGAAUAUACUUUUCUCGGUGCUCCUGUCGUCUCUUACUAGAAGAGAAAGAAGAUAAAGGAACAAGAGAGGUUCAUUCCCCUCACGCCACAUGCAGCCCGGAUCCUUGGCCAGCUUCAUUGGACCAGCUACAAGGAUCAGGCAACCGCCAUGGCCCAUCAGGCCGCAAGUAACAACCGGGAUGAAGGGGGAGGAUCGACUGAAGAGGAAAGCGUCCUUCGCCUUCGAUGGAACAGCCAUGUGGAGAGUUUGCAGCAGCUCUUCGAAAACCUUCUUGAGCAGCAGCUCUUUGUCGACGUGACCCUAGCCUGCGAAGGUGGCUCACUCAAGGCCCACAGGGUCAUGCUCUCUGCUUGCUCCACUUACUUCAGACGUGUCCUCCACGAGGCUGGUUCCAAGAACCCAGUCAUCAUCAUGAGAGAUGUCUCUUACACGGAAAUGGACUUUAUUCUGCAAUUCAUCUAUCGUGGGGAGAUUCACGUGCCAGAGGCCAGGCUUCCCUCUCUGCUGAAAACAGCCAGGCUGUUGGAAAUCAGGGGACUGUCAGACAAAUUAGACCAGCCAUUUGACGAAACCAAACCCAGUGAGACAGAGAAACGAAAGAGAAGGAAUAGUGAUGAAGCCAUCAAUGGGUUUCACAGUCCUCCACACUCACCACAAGUCAACGGCAAAGCCAAGAAAUCCACUCAAUCCAUGACCAAAGAUGAAGAUCUAGAAAACGAAGAAAUGGAUUCUGAUUUUGAUGAAACUGAUCACGGCCCAAUGAACAACGGACACAAUAAUCACCAUUCGAAAAACGAAUGUAUGGACCAAAGAUUGACACCACCGACACCUCUGGAUCUGAGUAACGGCGAGAUUGGCGCCAGUGACGAAGAAAAUGAAGUUCCCAGUGGCCAACAAUCUGACAAGAAGAUUGCGGCAUCUCCAGUCCCAGUGCUGGUCAAAUGCGAAGCUUCAGAACUCAACCAAUCACAGCAAGGAGUUGACGAAGAAGAUGAUGAUGAAGAGGAUGAAACUGUUCAUCCCGAUCAGUAUCCAUUUUCCAUGCUGGCCGAUUCCGACCAGAGUGGAGGUGGUGGCGCCGGUGUCGUAGUCCAGGCCGUUUGUCCGUUCUGUUUCAAGGAUUGCAAACGGACUGCAGAGUUGCGAGCCCACAUUCGUGCCCACACUGGCGAAAAACCUUUUCGCUGCGACAUUUGCUCGGCCCCAUUCGCCCGCUCGGCCCAUCUCAAACGACAUCGCCGUGUCCACACGGGCGAACGGCCGUUCGAGUGCCACAGAUGCCAAAAGACUUUCUCCCGCCAGGAUAAAUUGAAACUUCAUAUGGAUCGACAUCGCCUGAGGGAUACAGGCGGUAAAAUGAUUGUCGGUCGGCCUAAAAAGAUCGCAGCCAAGAAGAAUGACGAUCCGCUCAACAUCAAUCCGAGCACUUCAUCCGCAUCCAGUUCAACUCCGACACCGACAUCAGUGGAGUUGACUGGAAUGGGUCAGUUUGCUUUCCCAGGAGCGCCGGCUCGUUCAGGACCACCUCAGUCGCCUAACGGUUCCAACCGGACCACGACACCUUCGCCCGGAUUACCCUACAGCGACAUGAACUACUUUUCACUCCUGUCACUCUCCCAGCGCGGAUUGACCAUUUCUUCGGCCACUUCUCAACAACAGACGCCACAACAACAGUCUGAUUUGCCCUCGCCCACUGUCCCCAAUUUGCUCACUCCGCAGGCGUUGCAGGAAUUGUCGCUCUUCCGGCAAGGCAAUUCGAAUUCGACUCGCGGCCGUCAACAGCGAUCGACCCGCAGUACAGCUUCUGCCACCGUAACAUCUAAUCGUUCCAGCAGCCGCAGUAGCGUUGAAUCCGCCUCGGAGACGCUCCUGAAUUUCGCCCAGCAAGUGGGCGAAGUUGUUUCAUCGACGGCACAAUCAUCUUGACCGACCGAAUUGUUGUUGAUUGUGUAAAAAUUAACUUGGACCAAAUCCUCCCAACAAGAAAAAAGUUAGUGCCUCCGACAUCAGCGGAUUUAUUAUCGACCACCAUCUUCACUCAACACACUUUCAACUUCUUCAUCGUCUAGCUUUUGUUUUUAUGUCUCAAAGCGUCGCCAAAUGAGUAUCAUCAUCGUGUGCUAAUUUGCAAAAAAAUUUAGAUGUAAUUUUUCUUUUAAUAGUUUUUCUUUCGACAGACCCUGAAAUGUUUCAGCAUUUACCUGGGGAAAUCCUGCUUUGAAUCGUAGCUUUUCGUUACAUCGUCGAUUGACGGGCGUGGACGCGUGCAAUAUCGUGUGCAAGAUGACCAAUUCUUAAAAAAAUUUAUAAAAAUUUCUAUUUGGGUCCGUUAAAAAGUUUGAUCGUUGGAUCAUUUUGAUUUCAUUAUUUUUCUCCCCCUUUUAAAUGGUGUGCGGGUUUCCUGCGCCCCAUCACUCGCUACAAAAGACGUUGUGUCGGAGGAUCCAUUUUUAAAAAAUUCUUUGUUUCCGCCUUUAUCCCUUUUUACUAAAAAAACAAGCAAAAUGGCUUUAUUGUGUUCAAUUUUUCGACAAAAAUUCAUUUGAAAUUCACUUUUUGCGUGCUAAAGAUCCUCGGUCAUGUUCACACUUUCUACCAAAGGCUCGUCUCGUUGUGAAAACAAAACCUCUCCUUAAAUUUCGGCAAAAAUCUUUUCAAUCCUAAAAAAAAAGAAUCAAGUGUGCAAUGAUGCCAUUCAGGUUAUUCCUUUCCUAAAACAAAAAUCCUAAAAAUUCUAUUUUUAAAAUUUUUUUUUUCGUCUCCAAAUUUUUUAACACAGAUUCUUUUUUUUUUAAUAUUCGAUUUAACUUUUGAUUAGAUCUUAAAGAAAUCUAUUUUUUCUUUUUGUGUGUUUUGUUCAAGAAAAUUCUAAUCGACACAGACGCUGUAGAAGCCUGUUAACGACCCCGUGACAAUUCUAAUUUUUGCAUUUUUUCGUGUGUUACUAUAUUCGUGUCAUCCAAUUGAUUUCCCGUCACCCUCCCCCUUAAUUUGUUUAGAUUAUUGUUUAGAUAUUUUUUGGCGCUAAAACGCCGUUGCGUUCAGAAGAUCUCUUUUUUUGAAUUCAUUUUGUGUAAACUCACGACCAAAAUUUUAAAAAACAUUUUCGGACCCGGGACCCUCCAAUCACACAAUCGAAUAGCUUUAAACUUCGAUGCCUGCAAUUUGUUUUUUUAAUUUUUGUUUUUUUGCUUUUUUCACCCCAUCCCAAAAAAUU